Molecule: messenger RNA, 590 nt
Organism: Telopea speciosissima
Lineage: Eukaryota; Viridiplantae; Streptophyta; Magnoliopsida; Proteales; Proteaceae
Product: basic blue protein-like
Exons: 3
Coding region: 141-524 (127 amino acids)
Cellular component (GO): plasma membrane
Molecular function (GO): electron transfer activity
Source: RefSeq, a predicted model, not a curated record
CUUCCUACUCAUGCCCCUCAAAAACCCCUAUAUAAAGGCCACUCUACCUUGCUUGAUUGCAUCAAGUCUCCUUCUCAUUCCAUUGUUCAGUUCUUCUUCUUCUUCUUCAUUUUGGUAGUUGUGCUGGAGUUGUUCAGGAGAUGGCUCAGGGAAGAGGCAGUGCAUCAGGAAUUGGAGUGAUUGUUGGGAUCACAUUGCUUGCCCUGUUGCUUCACUUUGAGAUUGUCCAUGCAGCUACCUACACAGUUGGGGACAGCGGUGGAUGGGCCUUCAAUGUAGUUAAUUGGCCUAAUGGGAAGCAGUUCAGGGCCGGUGAUACUCUUAUUUUCAAGUACAAUCCGUCGGCCCACAAUGUUGUCGUCGUCGACGAGAAUGGUUACAGCAAUUGCAAGACCCCAGAUGGGGCUCAAGUGCAUAAAUCAGGGAAUGAUCAGAUCAAACUGUCUAAGGGGCAGAACUACUUCAUCUGCAAUUUUCCUGGACACUGUGAAUCAGCAAUGAAAAUUGCUGUUAAUGCAGUGUAAUCCAAGAUGAAGAGUGUGUCUUAUGUGUAGCACUACUGUAAUAGAAAGUAAUGAACUUCAUGUGAA